Molecule: messenger RNA, 1083 nt
Organism: Thyridium curvatum
Lineage: Eukaryota; Fungi; Ascomycota; Sordariomycetes; Thyridiales; Thyridiaceae
Exons: 1
Coding region: 1-1083 (360 amino acids)
Source: RefSeq, a predicted model, not a curated record
AUGACCGACGUCCAGACGCAGAUCAAGCAGGCCGCCACCCGCAACGCAGAGCUCCUCUCCACCCUCCGCGAGACGGACCACGCGCCGCCGGACCUCGAGAGCCAGGAACGCUACAUCGCCGACCUCACCAACCAGGUCACCGCGUCGGACAAGAAGCUCAAGGAGCGUGAAUGGAAGAGGAACAAGGAAUUCAAGGAGCACGAAAAGUACCGCGACAGCGUCGUCAAACGCUUCGCCUUCAAGGUCUCGGGCAACCGCCAGAAGUUCGAGGCCCGCGCCGAGAAGGAGGAGCGCGAGUACUUUGAGGCCCUGCAGAAGGAGCAGCGCGAGCGCAAGAGCCGCGAGGAGCUCGACCGGCUACUAGCCGAGGCCAAGACCGUCCGGGACGAGCUGCAGACGGCCGCCGAGCGCCACCGCGCGGCGCAGCAGGAGCUCGACUCGCUCUACACCUCCAUCUUCCAGGGCCCGACACCGGGCUUCCCGGACGAGGACGCCAAGGAGCAGGCGGCGGCGGCGGCACUGCAGGAGUACCACGACGCUCGUGUGGCGGAGGAGACGGAGGCGCAGGUCGUGCAGGAGCUUGGCCAGGCGCGGCAGCACAUGGAGAAGGCGCGGCUGUACGGCGAGGAGGCUCGCAGCAUGUCGCACUGGGACAUGUUUGGCGGCGGCAGCAUGGCCGACAUGAUGGAGCGCGAGAACCUGCACAAGGCCGAGAUGCACGUGCAGCACGCGCGCAUGAGCAUGUCGCGCGCGCAGCAGCUGUCGCGGCAGGUCGGCCCCCUGCCCGACGUCAACAUCGCGCAGGGCAGCAUCAUCAGCGACGUCCUGUUCGACAACAUCUUCACCGACAUAGCCUUCCACGACAAGAUCUUGGACUCCCUCGAGGAGGUGCAGCGGUGCCAGGCAGCGCUGCAGCACGAGUUCGCCAGCGCCAAGGAGCGCCACCAGGGGCUCGCGGCCGACUUGCGGGUCAAGGAGCAGAGGCUUGAGGAGACGAGGACCGAGCUGCAGGGGGCCAGGGAGGCAGCCUUCGUGAGCCUGGGAGGCGCACCCCCGGCUUACGACACACUUGAAAUGGAAUAA